GGUUGGGUUUGCGUAGUGGAGAAAACCGGGAGCUGGGGAAAUAACCCCAAAUGCCGCAUGCAGUCCCCAGGUAAAGCUUUCACUCGCGCCUUUCCCGUAUUGGAGAAGAAAGACGUAAGAAUCUAGAGCCCUCACAAACACACACUCGCGGGCGCGCAGCGAAUAUUAACACACUGCUACACCCAAGAAAUCCAUGCACAUUCUCCUGCAAAACACACCCGCGCGCGCACACACAAGUACUUCGCGGGCGCCCGCGGCUUCUGCCUCUCGCCUACAGAUACAUUUUCACAGGUAGGCCAGGAAAGCGCUAACCCCGGUCCUGUGACUCCACGCAGGUUCCCAGGGCAUGCCUCUUACAUUACUACCGAACAGAUCCGCGAACACAGACAAACCUGCCAGCGCUUAAGUCUACUCGCUGGAUUUCAUCUCCAUGGCAACAAGCAUGGCAGGCCAAGAGGUGACUCCAGCUGGAAUUCUCAAGAGCCACAAGGAUGUGACAGUGAAUAAUGAGUAGUUCCUACUGUGGCAACUCUUCAGCUAAGAUGAGUGUCAACGAAGUAUCAGCUUUCUCAUUGACUUUGGAGCAAAAAACUGGCUUUGCUUUUGUGGGGAUUUUGUGUAUUUUCUUGGGACUUCUUAUUAUCAGAUGCUUCAAAAUCCUGUUAGACCCGUAUAGUAGCAUGCCUUCCUCUACAUGGGAAGAUGAAGUCGAAGAGUUCGAUAAAGGGACAUUUGAAUAUGCACUUGCAUGACAGUUCCAGCUUCAUGGUUUUUAGUGUUGUGCUCUUGGGACACGUGGUGAAUACAAUUGUGAUUACCGUGAGUGUGCUGCUGGAGAGAGGCUCAUUUCAGUCACUAAAUCCAAUAAACAU
Myotis davidii is the source of this 872-nucleotide messenger RNA. RefSeq names its product cortexin 2 (gene CTXN2). The record is from RefSeq and is a predicted model, not a curated record. The coding region runs from base 507 to 752 and encodes 81 amino acids. Lineage: Eukaryota; Metazoa; Chordata; Mammalia; Chiroptera; Vespertilionidae. The transcript is spliced from 2 exons.